Messenger RNA from Rotaria sp. Silwood1, 3831 nucleotides. NCBI's taxonomy places the organism in Eukaryota, Metazoa, Rotifera, Eurotatoria, Philodinida, Philodinidae. The record is from the annotation of a GenBank genome assembly.
AUGACAUCAUCAGAUUGCUUACCUUCUAAUAAUCGAGAUUCUCGGUUAUCAAAUAUAUCACAUUUCAAUCUUCCUGUACGACCUUUUCUUAAUGGAACUAAUGAAGUACAAAAAUCAUCAUCAUUAUCUACAACUCCAAUAUCAUCAUCACCAACUAAUUUUCAUACACCAAGAUUAGUUAAUCAAACACGUUUUCCUCAAUCAAAUAUGUUUAAUUAUCUAAGACAUCCACCACCUCUACCACCUCCACCAGUACAAGCAUUAUUAAGAAAAAAUAUUCAAUUUAAACCUCCCGAACAAGACAUAUUAGAUAAAAAUUUUUUUCGUACAUUUAAUAUGGAACAAAAAGAAGAGUUAAAAAAUAAAAAUUCAGAAAACAUAAUAAAUAUAGGAACAACAGAUUCUACAUCGAAUCAUAAACAUAUUGACGGUCCAAAUUUAAUUGAUAUGGGUACAGAUUCUUCAUCACCUACAUUAUUAUCUGGUAAUGUUUUUGAAUUAUUUGAUCCAUUAAAACAACCAAAUCGACCACAUUCAUGGCCAUCAGAAUUAUAUCAAGCUGGAACAGAUGCAACUACACCACCUUUUGUUACACCAAGUAGUGAAACUCCAACAACAUCAAUACUACCAACAGUAACAUCAACAUCAUCGCUUUCAUAUCCAUAUCCAAUUCAAUUACGAUUAAAAUUAACAAUAUUUCCUGAAAUAAAACCAUUUAGCCUUCUUGUUCAACGUAUUCGUAAUGAAAAUCAAAGUAAACAGACGACAACAGAUGAAAUAAUUUAUUGUAAACGUGUUCAACGUUUAACACCACAACAUAUUGAACAAAAACAAUUACCUGUAACAUUAUAUAUAUUUGUUGAUGGUUCAAAAGAACCAAAACGUUUAACAAAUAUAAGUUUACAAUCAACAGUAUCACAUAUAUUAUAUCAAUUACUUGAAAUUACAUCAUUUAAUUAUGAUCAAUCUAUACUUAAAUUACGUUCACGUGAAGAAUAUUUACGUAAUGAUGAUGUUUUAUGUGAUAUUGAAUAUGUUUAUAAUUGUAUUAAUUCAUUAAAACAAUUACAAUUUGUACUUGUACAAAAACCUACAUAUGGAUAUCAAAAGCACCAAAAAUUAAAUCAUAUAAGUUUCGAACAAUUUUGUUUAAGUCAACAAGAAAAAACUCAUAAUACAUUAACAUCAUCAUUGGAUAUUUCUAAUAGAUCACAAACAGAUAAAAAACACAGAAAUUCACAUCGAUUAUCAACUGUUCGUCAAUCAAAAUCUUUAAAUCUCCAUAAACAAGCAACAUAUUCACAUCAAGCUCAUAUAGCACAUUCAUCAAAUGCUCCAUUUCUUGCAUCUGAUCCUCGAUGGUUAGAAGAAUUUCAAAAAGAUAUUAAUUUAAUUCUUAUACAAAUUGAACAACGUUUUAAUCGUCUUGUUCAAUUUCAUCAACCAAUAUUAUCCAUAAAUGAACAAAUAAAAUUAAUUAAUGAAUUAAUAGGUUUUAUUAAAAAUAUACAAGUAACUUGUUCAUAUAUACAAUCAUCAUUAAUUAUUGAUAAACAACGUGAUUUAAAAAAUUUUGCUGAUCAAUUAAUAAGAAAAUCACAUCAUGAACAUGAACAACAAACAUCAUUAGAAAUAAAUGAAAAAUUAACACGAUUACUUUAUGAUACACUUGUUAUACUUGUUAAUUAUAUACAAACUUAUUGUCAUGCAUAUCUUAUUCCUUAUGAAGUUGAAAUUUAUAAUGAUAAAAAUUUGUCAAUUGAUAUUGAACAAUUAAAAUAUACGCCAACAAAAAAGAGUCAAAUAUCACAUUCAAUCAAUGAAUCAUUUGAUACAUUCCAAGUUUAUAUCGAUAGUCUAUUUUCUUUACCAUCAAUAUCAAAUAUAAAAUCAGUUCGUAUUAGUGCUCGUCUUUGUUAUGGAAAUCAAACAAAAGCACGACAAACAACACGAUCAAUGUCAUUUGUACGUAAUACUUAUCAUAGUGAAAAUGUUUCACUUAAACCACAAAUACGUUUUGAUCAAUGGCUUUCAUUUGAUGAUGCACGUCUUUGUGAAUUACAACGUGAAACACUUCUUUUAUUUGAAAUUUAUGCAAGUUAUAAUGAUGAAAUUGAUUCAUCAUCAUCAUCAAUAUGUGAAACAUUUGAUGGAAUUCCAAUGCGUCUUAUUGGUUGGUGUUCACAAGCAUUAUUUGAUGAUGAACAUUAUCUUAUUACAGGUGAACGUUAUUUAGGUAUAUUUGAUGCAUUAACAACAAAUCGUACAGGUUUUUAUUCAUUACGAAAUGUUUUUGAACGUAAUUGUCCAAUAUUAAGUGUUUCAUUUCUUGAUCAAUCAUUUGUUUGGCCACAUGUUCAAGCUCGAAAUGAUAAACAUCCAGGAAAUUUUACUGAAAUGAGUCGUGAUAAACAAGAAAAUUUAUGUCGAUUACUUAAACGACCAAGUUUAAUAUUAGUUGAUCAUAGUGCUAUGACAACAAAUGAUAAUCGUAAACAACAAUAUUCAUCAAAUACAUCAGAUGAAGAACGUGAAUUUUCUGAAGAUGAAUGUCAUUUUCUUUGGUCUCAUCGUUAUUUUGUAAUUCAUAAACCAUAUGCAUUACCAAAAUUACUUAAAUCUCGUUGUGUAUGGGAUUAUCCAAGUUUAAUUGAUAUAUAUGGACUUAUUAAUGACGUAACACAUGAUCAUACAAUAGAUGAAAUUGAAUCAUUUGAACUUUUAUUACCAGCUUUUCCUGAUAUGCAUAUACGUUCAUUUGCAUAUCGAUCAUUAAUAUCACGUUUAAAAUCACAAGAUCUUCUUGUUUAUUUACCACAAUUAUUACAAAUAAUUAAAUUUGAUUAUACACAUUCAUCAAUUAUUAUUGAAUAUUUACUUAAACAAUGUUUAAUUGAUUAUAAUUUAGCACAUAAAUUAUAUUGGCUUUUACGACAAUUACUUAUAACAGAACAUUUACAUUAUAUACGUUAUUAUUAUUUAUUUUUAUCAUUACUUUAUGUAUUAGAAGAAAAUUUUCGUUUAGAAUUACAAAAUGAAUAUGAUUUAUGUUUAAAUUUAAAACGUAUUGGUAUAGAAUUAAAAACAAAUAAAACAAAUAAUAAAUCAAAAUUUUUAAUUGAAGAAUUAGAAGAAUUUAAUGAUAGAUUUUUUCAUUCGGGUAAAUUAACAUGUCGUUUACCAUGUCAAUUUAAUUUUAUGACAAAUAGUAUUGAUGUUAAUUCAUGUUCAUUUUAUAAUUCAUUAACAGUACCAAUUAAACUUGUUUUUAAUCCAAUUGAUUCAUCAUGUGAAAAAUAUUAUUCAAUUUAUAAAAUUGGAGAUGAUUUAAGAUCUGAUCUUGUUGUUACAUUCUUUCAUAUGAUUCAACAAGAUCAACAAAUAAAUGAUUCAAAAGAAAAACCUAUUGAUGAUUUUUCAUCACGUUUUACUUAUGAUUCAUCAUCAAAUAAUCGACCAAAGAUUCGUAUACAAUUAAAAUAUGAUAAUGGACAAUUAUUUGUUAUGGUUCGUUAUGCAAGUAAUUUGCCAUUAAUUAAUGGUAAUGAUCCAAAUCCAUAUUGUAAAUGUUAUUUAUUUCCUGAUGCAUCUAAAUCAACAAAAAGAAAAGGAAAAACGAUUAUGAAUUCACGAAAUCCAAUAUUUAAUGAUACAUUUACAUAUGAAAUGGAUUUAUCAGAAAUUCAAAAACGUCUUCUUCGUGUAAGUGUAUGGAAUAAUGUAUUAACUGUUGGUAAUCAUGCAUUGGGUGAAGUUGAUAUUGUACUAUCUCAAAUAGAUUGGUCAAAAGAAAAUGCUCGUGAUUAUACAUUUUUCUCAGUUGAUUCAUAA